AUGCAGGAAAAUGACAAUCUGUAUCUUGCCUACAAGCGGAAUACGAGGUACCUGGUUCAAUGGAUUGUUUGCAACUACAACGAGAUCCUGCGAUCCCCAACUGCCGAGGAACAGCAACAGACUCAAGCCAAGCCAAUGCUCAGUGGUCAAGUGACAGUCAAAGAGCUUGUGGCCAUGGCCACACGCAUCGGUGCUCGGAAGACAGCUGUACCGCCAUCCAUCUUCAAGUGCAUACGGUCUGUUAUCGACGCACGAACACUGGUUGCGGAAACCUACAAGAUGAUGGGUAGCCCUGACGAUGAUCGAAACGAGGAGGUGGAGGAGUCGAAUGCCUCACAUGCGUUCUUCAUUCAGACACUUUCUAAUAUUUUUUCCAUCCUCGGCGGUGAUGAGCGGCACGAAUCUCUUCCUGCCACCGAUAACGACCAAGAGGCAGAGAACUCCAGCGAGGAGGAAGAGACUGCUGCAAAAGAUAAAAAGACCCAGCAGCGGAAAAACAGAAAGACUGGCGCGAGGGGCAAGAAAGGCCAGAAGAAGAACAAGGAAGACAAGGUUGCAGAGCAAGACAGGUCGCGGCCCCUGAAGGACUACAAGUUGAUCGAGCUCAACGACAAGGGCGAACCACCUGGAUACAUGCUGGCCGCCCUGCAGCUGUUCAGAGACUGGACGGAGCUAAGAAAAACACUCGGAGCCAGCUGGCAGGCUGUUGCACAAAACGGCUUAAACAUUGCCGCCGUCGGCGCUUCGUGCCACUUGGCCACGGCCCUGAUCAAGCAGGGCGAGCUGGCCAUCUUUGUGGACUUUCCAGGUUUGGAAACCUUUCAGAACAUACUCGCUACCAUCACGAGGGCGAUUCGAGCCAGCCCUGCCAUUUGGAUAUCGCCAUCGCUCGCACGUCGGACCGCCGACAAAAGGUCCAUGGGCACUGAAAAAGAGUUGGUCGAUACCAGGGAGCAGUUCAUGGCCAACGUCUACGACCACCUGGUCGACUUCCUUGCCGACUACCGACAUACCCGAAGCGGAAAGCCAUCAAAGGGGAUGGCGGCCCAGCUCAGGGGCUGGAACCCCGAGCUGGACCUGGGACAGGCAACGCCGGAGGAGCGGUUCACUUGGCGGCGCUGCUACACCAUCAACUGGCUAUACGACCUCGUCAACUUUUUCUCAUCCGUCGUUGUCGAGCACCACCUUGGCAAGACAGGCAAGGACAAGUCCAAGCUUGCGUUGGAGCAGGUGGACUGGCUGGGCACUGGCCCGUGGUUUGAGAACCGCAAGCUCUUUGGCCUGAUCGGGCUCGGAGGCAGCAUCACCAAGCUCGCCAUGCAAAAGCCCGGAGCCGCACUGCACAAGGCCAUCGCACCAUCCCUGGUAUUCCAGCUGCAGUGCCUGGUCGACUCCUUGAUGGCAUCGCGCGGCGUCAUCUACCACCCCUUCCGGGGCGCAAUCAUCCGCGAGCCGAAUCCCGACUUUCGCCCCCAGCGGGACAUUGAAGCGUUCCUCGACCGGGACGACAAGGGCAGAGGCAGAGGCUAUCUGCACACAGUCACAGACCUGCACAUAAACGCGGAUCGGUGCAACCACAACAUCGACAAGCUGGACGCUUUUGCCGUCAGCUUCAGGGACUGGCUGGGGCGGUGCCCGUUCGACUACGCCGGAGCCGGCCUGCCCCAGUCUCGCUGCGCCGCCGACGGGAGCUACGACGCCCUGUGGGACCUGUCCCCGUACCUCUGCGGGGCCGGCCUGCUGGAGGCGCUGGACCUGGCCCAGUGCCACUUUUUCGCCUUUUGGGACGGCAACAUCCGGCACGCCAUGCUGAUGCAUCUGUACAACAUGCUCAAGAACAGCGGCGGCAUGCUGGAGCCCGUCCCGGUCCUCGACUACCUGAUCAAGAGCCUGGGCCAGGUCUUUUUCGACGGCCCCGUCCCCUCCUCGGACUUCCAGCUCCACUUUGAAAGACUCGCGGCCCGGUACAACAGCCCGGCCAGGAUGGCGAGGCGGAACAGGGCGCUCCGCGAAGCCAACCGCCGAGAGGACCUCGAGGCCUACCUGCACCCGGGCAACAACAUCAUCCUCAACAAGGCCGGGCUGGUCGCGUGCUUCCGUGCCGCGGGCUGGGACGUCGAAAAGAUCUCCGAGGCGGACCUUGCCUGCGGCGGCGUGGGCCAUUUCGCCCGGGCCUUUGCCGCCGAGAUCGAGAAAGGACUCUCGGAGGCCGCCGGGACCGGUGCUGCACGGCAGCCUGCGGGUCCCGACCCGCAGGGAGAGGAGCUCCUGGCGGGCCUCGACACGGCCAGGACGUUCCACGGCGUCAUGUCCAGGGUCUUGGCCAAGCAGUUCAGCAUCGAGGAUCCGUUCAUGGCCAUAAACUGGCCAGACCUGGGCGUGGCGCUGUCACGCAUGGCUUCCGACAUGAUUGCAGACGUUCGCGCGUCGCACAGGAACCUGUUCGGCAACCAGUUUCGCCGCAGAGGUGCGUCCGAGGAGAUCAGGGGAGUCAUAAAAAUGAUGGGGCUGGCCCUGGGCGGCAAGAAUGACUAUUUGUAUGUUGGUGGGUGGUUCAGCUGGUUCGAAUGGUACUAUUUUUGUUUCUCUCAAAUGACUGCUGAGCCUCGCGGGUAUGGCGUCCGGGGUACAUUUCCCGGAAUCUUAGGGGCAGAUGCGGCGCAGUACGGGUGCAAGCCGAUGAUAUUGAUUGGCUGCGUCUGCCUCUCCAGCUCCGAGUGCACAAGCGAAGGCGGCAAGACCAUCGACGGCGCCGGCAGGAUCGUCGAGGCGUGGCCGGGCCGCAUCAGGCGAGUCUACUGCGCGCGCGGCUGCCGGUGCGGCGAGGGCAGCGACCACUGCUGCGGCAAGGCGACGGAUAUGAUGUGUUCGGACGCCGGGGACGCGGCGACGCUGGCGGGGAGGGAGGUGGCGGAGUGGGUCGUGAGGAACCGGGACGAGCUGAGGCUGAGCUAUGUCAUCUGGGGUCAGAAGAUCUGGCACGUCAAGAAGGAUAAGGAGAUGGGCUGGGACAGGUGGCGGACCAUGGAGCACCGGGAGGAUGUUACGCAGAACCACUGGUAA
Pyricularia oryzae 70-15 is the source of this 3063-nucleotide messenger RNA. RefSeq lists its product as uncharacterized. NCBI's taxonomy places the organism in Eukaryota, Fungi, Ascomycota, Sordariomycetes, Magnaporthales, Pyriculariaceae. The record is from RefSeq and is a predicted model, not a curated record. The coding region runs from base 1 to 3063 and encodes 1020 amino acids. The transcript has 4 exons.